Messenger RNA from Aspergillus japonicus CBS 114.51, 1237 nucleotides. Its product is annotated as acyl-CoA desaturase. Gene Ontology annotation, biological process: unsaturated fatty acid biosynthetic process. The record is from RefSeq and is a predicted model, not a curated record. The coding region runs from base 1 to 1164 and encodes 387 amino acids. Gene Ontology annotation, molecular function: stearoyl-CoA 9-desaturase activity; iron ion binding; heme binding. Gene Ontology annotation, cellular component: endoplasmic reticulum membrane. NCBI's taxonomy places the organism in Eukaryota, Fungi, Ascomycota, Eurotiomycetes, Eurotiales, Aspergillaceae. The transcript has 3 exons.
AUGGAAGAAACCAACACAGUCCCCGAUGAUUAUCAGAAGAGAGAUCCCACUAGGGAGCCGAUGACUAGACUAAACUGGUACAAACAUUUGGAUUGGUGGGGAAUCACCUUCACAAUGAUCGUUCCUCUCUACGGCUGGUACCAGUUCUGGAAGGCGCCUCUGCACCCAAAGACAUUCAUCUUUGCGGUAGUAUUCGGCCAUAUUUCGGGAUUUUGCAUUACUGCGGGUUAUCAUCGACUCUGGGCCCAUGCAUCCUACUGUGCUACCACACCACUGAAAGUAUUCCUCGCCAUUGUAGCGGGUAGUGCCGGCCAGGGCCCGAUCGAAUGGUGGGUGCGCAGUCACCGUACGCAUCAUCGAUAUACCGACACUGCCAAGGAUCCAUACUCUGCCCACAAAGGACUUCUAUACUCCCACAUGGGAUGGAUGCUGUUCAGGAGGGAUGCCAGGAUCUACCACGGAAUAGACAUGUCUGAUAUCAACGAUGACUUUGUGGUCCGGUGGCAAAUUGUCUGUGGCCUCGGCUGGGGCGAUUGGAAAGGCGGCUUUGUCAAUGCCGGUGUCAUCCGAAUGUUUGCAGUUCAGCAGGCUACAUUCUGCGUGAACUCCCUAGCCCACUGGAUGGGGGAGCAACCAUUUCAUGAUAGAAACUCUCCCCGCGAUCACCUGGUCACGGCUAUCAUUACGCUUGGAGAGGGACACCACAAUUACCACCAUGAGUUUCCUACGGACUACCGCAACGGAGCGGGCCGGUGGCAGUGGGAUCCAACUAAGUGGGUGAUCUGGUUGUGGGAGCAGAUGGGCCUUGCAUACGACCUGAAGCGUUUUUCUACACAUGAUGUUGACAAGUGCCGUCUGCGACAGGCGCACAAGAACCAAAAGUCACACUUGGACUGGGGCUUUUCUAUGAAAGACUUGCCAAGAGUCUCAUGGAAGGACUGCAUAGUGCAAGCAAGAGACGGCAGGCGCGCACUGAUUGCUAUCGAUGGAGUGGUCCAUGAUGUAUCGAGCUUUCUGCCCGAGCACCCUGGAGGCAGUCUGUUACUCGAGAAUGCCAUCGGAAAAGAUGUCUCUGAAAUGUUCAUGGGAGGAGUGCACAUGCAUUCUAAAUUGGCUCAUAUGAAGCUUGCUGCCUUGAGAGUGGCCGUCAUUCGUGCGGCAUAAUGAUUAACAAGCAGAUAGCAUAGUUGGAACAAACCAGGUGAGCGCAAUAACUCCAGGGGUCUUGAGAGUCUUG